Molecule: messenger RNA, 861 nt
Organism: Oncorhynchus gorbuscha (pink salmon)
Lineage: Eukaryota; Metazoa; Chordata; Actinopteri; Salmoniformes; Salmonidae
Product: histidine-rich glycoprotein-like
Exons: 1
Coding region: 1-861 (286 amino acids)
Source: RefSeq, a predicted model, not a curated record
AUGAGAUUUUGUGCCUUAUUCCACUGCGCCACUCGGAAGCCCAUCAUUCAUCACCAGAAGCCCAUCAUUCACCACCAGAAGCCCAUCAUUCACCACAUCAUUCACCACCAGAAGCCCAUCAUUCACCACCAGAAGCCCAUCAUUCACCACCAGAAGCCCAUCAUUCACCACCAGAAGCCCAUCAUUCACCACCAGAAGCCCAUCAUUCACCACCAGAAGCCCAUCAUUCACCACCAGAAGCCCAUCAUUCACCACCGGAAGCCCAUCAUUCACCACCGGAAGCCCAUCAUUCACCACCGGAAGCCCAUCAUUCACCACCGGAAGCCCAUCAUUCACCACCAGAAGCCCAUCAUUCACCACCGGAAGCCCAUCAUUCACCACCAGAAGCCCAUCAUUCACCACCGGAAGCCCAUCAUUCACCACCGGAAGCCCAUCAUUCACCACCAGAAGCCCAUCAUUCACCACCAGAAGCCCAUCAUUCACCACCAGAAGCCCAUCAUUCACCACCAGAAGCCCAUCAUUCACCACCAGAAGCCCAUCAUUCACCACCAGAAGCCCAUCAUUCACCACCAGAAGCCCAUCAUUCACCACCGGAAGCCCAUCAUUCACCACCGGAAGCCCAUCAUUCACCACCGGAAGCCCAUCAUUCACCACCAGAAGCCCAUCAUUCACCACCAGAAGCCCAUCAUUCACCACAUCAUUCACCACCGAAAGCCCAUCAUUCACCACAUCAUUCACCACCGGAAGCCCAUCAUUCACCACCGGAAGCCCAUCAUUCACCACCGGAAGCCCAUCAUUCACCACCAGAAGCCCAUCAUUCACCACCAGAAGCCCAUCAUUCACCACCGGAAGCUAAUUUGA